Messenger RNA from Chanos chanos (milkfish), 2357 nucleotides. RefSeq names its product major facilitator superfamily domain containing 13A (gene slc68a1a). The transcript has 9 exons. Lineage: Eukaryota; Metazoa; Chordata; Actinopteri; Gonorynchiformes; Chanidae. The record is from RefSeq and is a predicted model, not a curated record. Bases 185 to 1720 code for a protein of 511 amino acids.
CUAGUUUCGAUAAUACGUCGGGUUGAUCCUUUACCGUCUCAAGUAACUUUAGUGGUAUUAUACAUUCUCAUCUAUCCAUGGAGCAUGCAGGCCGAUGACCCCGUCCUGCCUCACCUGAGGCGUGAGCGCAGCCUUGGCCGGAGAAGGAGAGGAGAGAGAGAGAGAACGAGAGAGCGUGAGAAGGAUGGGAAGACGAGAGCGGGGCUGCUGUCUGGGUGUGUCUACGGCCGUGUUCUAUGGCUCUCUGUCCCUGUUCGUCUCCAUCCUACACAACGUUUUCCUGCUUUACUAUGUCGAGACCUUCGUGUCCGUCUACAAGAUCGAUAAGCUGUCCUUCUGGGUAGGGGAGACAAUAUUUCUGAUAUGGAACAGUUUAAAUGACCCUCUGUUUGGAUGGCUGAGUGAUCGCUCCUUCCUCAGCUCCUCUCAAUCUGGACCUCAGAUAUCCUCUCCGGAGGUGAUUCUGAAGCGCCUCGGGGCGCUUUCUCGGAACGGGCCGCUCUUCGCCCUGUCGUUCCUGGCGUUUUGGGUGGCGUGGGCGCAGCCGGGCCUCCAGUUCCUGCUCUGCCUGUGUCUGUACGACGGGUUUCUCACCGUGGUCGACCUCAACCACAACGCCCUGCUGGCCGACCUGGCCGUCUCCGCCGGCGACCGGACACGCCUCAACUUCUACAGCUCCCUGUUCAGCGCUCUGGGAUCCCUCUCCGUCUUUCUCUCGUACUCCUUCUGGGACAAAGAGGAUUUUUUCUCUUUUCGGAUUUUCUGCGUGGCGCUGGCCGCGGUGUCCAUGCUGGGGUUUGCCGUGGUGUCGCGUCUACUGCGUCACAGGUUCCAGAUCGAAGUCCGUCCGCGCAAGCAGGAGGAGAACACGCUGAAAGAACUUAGUAUUGGGCAUGCUCCUCAUGCCCCUGCUGAGAGGUCUAUUACUCUUGGGGAGUAUCUUAAACAGCUGUCACGGCACAGGAACUUCUUAUGGUUCACCUCUAUGAACCUGGUACAGGUGUUUCACUGCCACUUCAACAGUAAUUUUUUCCCUCUGUUUCUGGAGCACCUCCUCUCUGACAGGAUCUCUGCCUCCACAGGCUCCUUCCUCCUGGGCAUCUCAUACAUUGCUCCUCAUGUGAAUAACCUGUAUUUUCUGACGCUGUGUCGUAAACUGGGCGUGUACCAGGUCAUUCGUUGGCUCUUCCUGCUCAAACUGGGACUCAGUGUAGCCAUGCUGCUGGCUGGAGCAGACCACGUGUAUCUGCUGUGCAUUUUCAUUGCCAGUAACCGCGUGUUUACGGAGGGAACUUGUAAGUUGCUGAACCUCGUCAUUACGGACCUGGUGGAUGAGGAUUUUGUGCUGAACCGCCGCCAGCAGGCAGCCUCUGCGUUGGUUUUUGGCAUGGUCGCCCUGGUAACAAAACCAGGUCAAACCUUCGCCCCCCUCAUUGGCACCUGGCUACUGUGUGUCUACACAGGUUAUGAUGUCUUUGAGAGGGAUCCCCUGAAGGAUGCCAGUAUGGCGUCAGCCGCAGCUGGUGGCACAGGCUCUGCCCUCUCCAUGCCCCUGCGCCAGGGUUGUUUUUACCUGCUCGUUUUCGUGCCCAUCUCCUGUGCCCUGCUCCAGCUGAUGGCAUGGUCCCGUUUCACCCUGCACGGGCGCAGGCUGCAGGGCAUCAAAGCCCUGAGAGAGGGGGCACAGCAGAGUCACCUCAUGGGUGUGAAAGCCAUCUGACAUUCCAACACAAAGAGGAAAGAGUGAAACAAGUUCAGGAGCCUCACAAAUGAAAGCGUUGUCAGACAUUAUAUAGGACUGCAGAAGAAAUCUGCCCACUGCACGGGGAGCCAAUAGCCUUCUUUGCCUCUUUCUGUGAAACUGAAUGUUGCAUUGGCUCCCAGGUAACGUUGUCGCUGCUCACCUUGUGAGGUCACUGUCUGACUCCUUCUUAUUGUGUAUUUUGUAGAGAAGAGGGUGGGGUUAACCCUCACUGCCAAUCACGCAGUCACCUUAGAGAUGUGGUAUUGCACUGCCGUGUAGUCAGAGACAGGAGAAAGGUGCAACAUGGUGACUGAAUGAAUUUUGCCUUAUUCUUUUUAUGAAAACUGAUUGUCUAUGUUUGUUAUACAGUGUAUAAGGACCAAAUGUAACAUACACAGUCGUGUGGUUUUGGGACCUUACCGAAAGGGUACCAUUGAGCCCGCUUUGUCUGUGUAGCACAAGGCUCAUCUAAAGUGUAAAACUGUCCCCCCUAAAGGGAAGAUUUAAGUUGACAUGGCCCCAUUGCCAUCUCAGUCUAAUCAAGCCCAGUCAGAGACUGCUUAUCUCAGUCUCUCUAACAGUGUAUUUUUAACUGUGAGAGAGAGAGCGCUGG